AUCUUUCUAAACUGUACACAAUAUUAUAGAUAAAUCUUAUACAAGUUUUGUUGAUGACACUUCUUCAUUGAUCACACCGUCGGACAUUUUAGAAGGUCCGAAACGAGGUAGAAUUGACCAAAACGUAAUAAAUGGCGGACAGAUAGAUACUGAACCAUGUUGGAUUGUCGUGGCCGGUCCCAAAAACACGUCUUUACGAAAUCUAAGCUUUGCCUUCCUCGUUUGGUCUCUAGCCGUUCUAUAGCAAGUGAGCAACCAUAGCGCCGUGGCCUUUUACCGACACCAGUUCCUUUCAAUCCAAUGAUCCAAAUCCCCUUUUAGAUUGGCUCUACUCUCUUGGGAUUUUCCACCUUUCCUCUGACAAAAAGGAACCCAGAUUCCCACUUUCAAAGUGCUUUCAAUUUCCUAGCUUUGCUGGGUAUUCUCUUCUUCCCUUUUGCUUAUUGGGUUCCUAUUUCCCACCUAUAAUUAUCUAUUGUGUGUGUGUGUGGUGGGGGCGGUAUAUGCACAGUGAAGAGUUUGAUAGACAAGAUCAAGAAUGGAGGCUUUAAAGAAGCAAGCAAGUAAACUAAGGGAGCAAGUUGCCAAGCAACAGCAAAUGAUUAUGAGGCACUUGGGCCAGUUGGGCAAUGAAUCUGUAAUGGUAGACGAAGCUGAACUACAGUCUCACCAACAACUUGAGGCAUUAUACCGAUCUACCAGGGCUGCAAAGCAUUUUCAAAGGGAUAUCGCCCGUGGUAUAGAAGCACAUAUUUCAACUAGCCGAAAGGAAAUGCAGAUAGCUAGAAAGUUGGCUAAGGAUUGUUGCAAAUAUGGGAAUGAGAAUGAAAGUGGUGCUUCUCCCAUUGCAAGGGCUGCUUUGAACUUUGGUGCUUCACGUGCUGCAAUGGAAGAUGAAAGAGAAACUAUGCUUGGGAUUUUAGGACAGCAGGUUUCUGAGCCAUUACGUUCAAUGAUUAAUGGUGCUCCUCUUGAAGAUGCUCGUCAUUUGACUCAUCGUUAUGACAGAAUGCGCCAGGAUCUUGAAGCCCAGUUUUCCGAAGUAAUAAGGCGCCAAUCUAAGUUCAGAGAUUCUUCUUCCGAGAGUUUAGUAAAGCUCAAAAAUUCAGAAGCAAAAUUGACUGACCUUAAAUCUUCGAUGUUGGUUCUUGGGAAGGAGGCAAUUGCGUCCAUGUUAUCUGUAGAGGAGGAGCAGCAACAGACUACUUACCAAAAACUUCUUACAAUGGUGGAUGCUGAAAGAUCUUACCACCGGAAUGUCGUUGCUACAUUGGAAAAGCUACAUUCCGAGAUGAUUCUAGAAGAACAAUCAAACGAGUCUUCACUACAAUCAUCAUUUUCACAAAGAGAGGUACUUGAUGCUGCUUCAAAUGGAUCUUCUCAUCUUGGAGAUGACGAUAAAAAUGGGAAUGAUUUCGUUGCAAAGGUUAUACACCCGUUUGAUGCCCAAGCCGAUGGUGAGCUAAGCCUUGAACUUGAUGAUCAUGUGGUGGUUCGGCAGGCGGCUCCUACUGGAUGGUCUGAAGGAGAAAGUAAGGGUAAAUGCGGCUGGUUUCCCUCAGCUUAUGUAGAAAAGAUAGGCGAAGCCCCAGCAAUCAAAUUAGAAGGAAGAAGAGAGUCUUGGAGAGGAGAAACCUCUACUGUCAUACAACAGAGCCAUUCUAACAGCUGAUGGCAAAGAAUUAAAAGUAGAAUAAAGAGAGGAGCGAGAGAGAGAACAACCAAAAGAAGCUAAAGCAUUAGCAACCGUUAGCCUCCCGGUAAGAAUGUGUGAUCGUAGCAUUCCAAUCGGAGAGCAAAUGACGAAUGGUGGCAAUAGAGGAACGGAGUCUCCAUGGGAUUGGAGCUUCGCAGUUAAGGAUG
Molecule: messenger RNA, 1863 nt
Organism: Ipomoea triloba (trilobed morning glory)
Lineage: Eukaryota; Viridiplantae; Streptophyta; Magnoliopsida; Solanales; Convolvulaceae
Product: SH3 domain-containing protein 1-like
Exons: 11
Coding region: 539-1672 (377 amino acids)
Molecular function (GO): protein binding
Source: RefSeq, a predicted model, not a curated record